Messenger RNA from Rhagoletis pomonella (apple maggot), 5261 nucleotides. RefSeq names its product MOXD1 homolog 2 (gene olf413). Gene Ontology annotation, molecular function: copper ion binding; dopamine beta-monooxygenase activity. Gene Ontology annotation, biological process: dopamine catabolic process; norepinephrine biosynthetic process; octopamine biosynthetic process. Gene Ontology annotation, cellular component: secretory granule membrane. The transcript is spliced from 9 exons. Bases 1918 to 3645 code for a protein of 575 amino acids. Lineage: Eukaryota; Metazoa; Arthropoda; Insecta; Diptera; Tephritidae. The record is from RefSeq and is a predicted model, not a curated record.
UGCUGUGGGUGCUGCAGUUGUUGUGAUAUUGAAGUUGGAGAGCUGUGGCAUCUGUAGCCGCCGAAUGUGAAAGUGUAAAUGUGAUGCGAUUUGGUGUCAAAUAUGAGGGGUGAAUUUGGGCGCAUUGACAAGCGGAAUCGAAACAGGGAAGAGCAGCAGUAACGCUAUAGUGAACUGGUACAGAGGUGACCUAAUACAGGUACCUCUGACAGCAAAUUAUUCAGUAACAAGUUACGCAUUGAAUGGUUUGUGCCGGAAACGGGUUCUCGGUUCUCGCGCAAUUAUUCGCUGCCUUUUUUCGGGAGUGACUGUCUAACUAGGCACUCCGAAAGAAAACAAAUAAGAGAUAAGAAAAAACAACAACGCAGUAAAUCGUAAAGGAAGCUCUAGUUUCUGCCGGUAAUGUGAAGCCAAAGUUACAAUUUUUGAUUAUGAAACAUCUAAAGUAGCAGAAGCGGCGAUAGCGAUUUUAUAAGGUCAAUGACAGUCAGAUAUUUAAAACUGAUGACGAUAAAACGCUUUAAUUACCGACGACGUGGGUGGCAUUGAGUCUCGGUUCAAGCUAUUAAAAUAGUUACGUCGCUACACUCACAGUUGUGCACGCACCCUGAAUCCAGCUUCACAGGUGAGGUUGACGCCAACGCUACCGGUAAGACGACAAAAAACGUGAAUGCCAAAACGUACAAAAACAAUGUGAACGGAAGAGCAAAAAGUAAACUGAAUUAGAAAAAUAUGUCGCACGUCUUUACCUGUAUGAGCACGUGAGGAAAGCAAAAAGCUUUGGCGCUGAAACAACAACUUUUAAUUCCGAUAUCACGUUAGGGCUAACGCAAUAAAAAUGCGAUUAAAAUAAAACCUCAUAGCGUAGAUAACUGCCAAACAACGAGUAAAAAACAAACAUCGCCAUAAAACUAAGGAGCGUAAGAGGGUGAAUUCCAUUCGCCACCGGCGGCAGGCCACUUUCUUGACAGUCCUAAUGGCCAUAAAGUCCAAUAAGCCACCAAAAAAGGCAUUCCGAAAACAAGCGAAAACGCUAUUUAUAACAUCAGAGCUGUGAUAUACAUACCAGUAAGAAAAUAUAUCAUAUUAAAAGACACACAUACAAACAUCCAUGCACCCAACACUAAAAACAAAAACCUCGAAGACCAAGCCAAGCGAAAUUGCUAAAAAUACGAAGGAACACAAAAAGGCAAAAACUUGUGGAUUAAUAAAGUACAUGCAUACUUGCCCAUAGCCGUUUGUAUAUACGAGUACAUACAUAUACAUAUACAUAUGCACAAACAUAUAUAAGCCAUAGGAAUUGAAGAAGGAGCAACGAAUAAAAACGCUCAUAGCUGUAGAUUUUCUCUUUUGAGGCCACCAGUUGAAAAAAUUGUUUUUAAAUACAACAAAAUGACACACCGAUUGCAUACUGCCGCAAUAAGCAAUUUCGCGUAGGACUAACAGAGCUGUUGGCACAGGCUGCGUCAGCGUUGUAGAACUUGGCAACUCAUUGACCUGUGGUAGCAGGAUUUAAAAGCUGUAAAUGACGUGCGCUCAAUUGCCGUCAACUUACUUUUUAAGCAGUUGCUGCCGAUUCGCAAGCCAGUAAACAAAACAAGCAUGCUCUACUCAUUCUGAGUGAAAGUGUGCGUUGAGAUUUGUGUUUCACUGGACAUACAUUUAUUAGCAAAGGCGCUGUGAAGAAAAGGCCAAUCGUGAACAAAGCGCUAACUGACUUGCGAAAUAGUUUGGUCAACCCGAAAGUAAUUUAUAAAAGCUAACUGCCAAAUCUGGUGCCAAGCAUCAAACGGCUGUUUCGUAAACUAUUAACACGCACCCGAGUAUUCGGGUGAAGCGUCGCACACAUGCCACACUCAUAAGAUCUCAGUACCGCGUUGAAGCACACUCAUCGCGAUAUCAUUAAUUUAGAACGGAAUGGACACGUCGACCUCAGCAACAACAAUGUCCGCUAUAAAGAUUACAAUGCCAGCAAAAGCAGCUAUACAGAAGAAGGAAGUGAAGCAUCCAAGUUCAUCGCUGUCAUCGUUAAUCACAUGUUUUAUAUCCUGUUUCAUUGUGGUUGUGAGUCGCAUAUCUCCUUCAAUAGCAGCAGAAGGAAUAACAACAGCUUCGGCAACAAUGCUUACAAAGGUAGAAACAGUAGGCGGCGGUAGUGAAGAUAGUACUUCCACCAUUUCUGCCCAAAGUGCAAGCCAUUUGGGCGCAUCUGGUGGUGGCGAGGGUAACGGAAUCGGUGGCAACGGUUUGAGCUGGGAUCAUGCCGUCGAUUUGAAUGAGGAUUUUCGCAUUUUAUGGACAAUCAUUAAUCAGGAUAUUACGUUCGAAAUACAAGCACGUACGCUGGGUUACGUUGGGUUUGGAUUUUCACCCGAUGGAAAGCUCGCUGGUGCCGACAUGGCCGUCGGUUGGGUGGACAAGGGUCAAACAUAUUUUCAGGACCGUCAUAUUAAAAAAAAUGGGAACGUUGAACCUUUGGUGGACCCAUCGCAAGACUAUAUUCUUAUGCGUGGGUACGAGAAUGCAACCCACACUGUCUUAAGAUUUAGACGAAAAUUGGAUACUUGCGACACUAUGGGUGACAUCGCUAUAACGAAUGACACGAUGAGGCUUAUGUAUAUGUACCAAACUCACGACCCACCUAAUGGAUCUCUCCAACCUGGGACAUUGCCUGACCCAGAAGCUGCUUUCCGCUCAUUUCACCCCAUGGUACUUACUCAAAAGGCUCAAUCGCAUUUUCGAAAGGACGAUCAAAUGCGGCAAAUAGAGCUUCGAAACGAGGAUGUUGAGCUACCGAGCGGAGAUAGCACAUUAUCUUGGUGCAAAAUGUUUAAAUUGGAGGACGUCACUCGCAAAAAUCAUCUAAUUCGAUACGAGCCGAUAUAUGAUUCAGCGUUCAGCAUACAUUACUUACAGCAAAUUACACUGUUCGAGUGCCAAGGCUUCCAACCGGAGCUGGAAAAGAUGGCACGCGAGCAAGGACGGCAGUGUAUCGGCAACCGGAUGCUCCUAUCCUGUAAUGCAAUUGUUGCAUCAUGGUCACGCGGAUCGGAGGGUUUUACAUUUCCUGGCGAAGCUGGUUAUCCCAUAGAAUCUGUUGUGGCCAAGUACUACCUAAUGGAGACGCAGUACACCAAUUUAAAACCGGAUUUUACUCAAUUGCACAGUCGACAAAUGGCAGACAAUUCUGGCCUGAGGAUAUAUUUCACCCACGUGCUCCGAUCUAACGACGCUGGAGUCCUGUCAAUCGGUAUGGAUCCAAAUUGGCGGCACAUAAUUCCACCGGGACAAAAGGAGGUAAUCUCUGUGGGACAAUGUAUUGAGGACUGCACCGCUUAUGCCUUUCCGCCCCAGGGCAUUCAUAUUUUUGCUGUUAUGAUGCGCACACACCAAAUCGGCAAGGAAAUAAAACUCCGUCAGAUUCGGCAAACUGAAGAGCUUUCUCCCAUCGCAAUGGACACCAACAUCGACCCAGCUUACCAAGACUUUCGCCACCUGCCAGCUCCGGUGCGGUGUAUGCCCGGUGAUCGACUCAUUGCAGAAUGCAUUUAUGACAGUUCGUCACGGAAAGCAAUUACCCUCGCAAAACGCUUCAUCAACACAAGAACAUCGGACACUGUCUCUACGCUGAUGAUCUGCACCUAACGUUCAACAGCAAGGACCCAACUGAAAUCAGAAACCAUUUCGAAAAUGCCUUGUUAACCAUCAACAGCUGGUCUCAGUACUCCGGCGCAAAAAUAUCUGUCGAAAUGUAAAUGUAAUAAAAUAUCUAUCUUCUAACAAAAGCCACGUCCACACUAACACCUUACUAAACAUCACUCGAUUCACCCUACUUCCCAAAAUUGAUUGUGGCCUACCUAUAUAUGGACAAUGCGCCAAAUCUUUCUUGAACGCUAUAAGACGACCAUACCAUGCAGCUGUCAGAUGCAGUCUGAGAGCUUUCAGGACAACACGUACGAAUAACUUACUGGCUGAGAGUGGUUUUCUCACAAUUGAAAACCGAAUAAGUUACAUAAGAUGUCUCCAAUCACAAAUAGUUUUCUCAAAUAGUUAUACGGUUAUCCAGAAAGAAAUCAAGCUCCUGAAUUUGCGUAAACAACGUCCUAAGUACUCUUCUGCGCUCACAUGUGUACACAAUAUAGCAGCAGAAUCGAGAUUAACACCUAUAUCCUCUCCAGCAGGGAAGUGGCCUCCGCGGGCGCUCCAAGAAAGCUCCUUCAUAAGCAAUCUUACAUUCCACCGGAAACAAUCACAUAACACAAUCGCCUAUAGAAAACUCUUCUAUGAAAUUAUAUACUACUAUAGAAAGCAAAAGUGGGAGCUACUAUACACAGAUGGCUCCAAAUCAUCGGAAGGGGUGGGAUUCGCAGUAGUUAAUAACAAUGGAUUAGUACUUAUUCACGGUAUCUUACCCUCAAUUGCUACCAUCUUUGAUGCUGAAGUUCAAGCUACUUAUAUUGUCUGCUCUUAACAUUGUUAAAAACACAAAGAACAAUACUAUUAUAUGCACGGAUAGCCUUUCUGUAUUUCAUGUCACUAGGUUAGCACCCAACCCAUCGGAACCAAUCACUAUUAUUAAGGAACUCAUGACACAAUUUGGUAACAGAGUCAAAUUAAUGUGGAUACCUGGUCAAGCAGGCAUAGUUGGCAAUGAGUUUGCAGAUACCGUAGCAAAAACAGCUAUAUCACCACUCAUCACUUGUAUGCCUUUCUCAAGCAAAGACAUAGCGAAAAUAGGAGCCAAAGCAGUACUUAAGCAGACAGCUGAUAAAUGGACAAACUACAACCAUAUUUACAAAAUGUACAAUCCGUCAAGAACCGCAAUUAUCCUUCCAAAUUCUACAACUGUAGCGAUGAACAGAUGCUUUGUCCGCCUGAGACUAGGCCAUACCAACCUCACACAUUCGCACUUAAUCAAAAAAGAACCUUCUCCGCUAUGUAAAUUUUGCGGAAACGCUACCCUCUCCAGCUCCCACAUUCUCACCGACUGUCCCCUUCUUAUAUCUACCAGAAAACCCAUUUUACAAAAUCUUAAUCCCCUUGAUAUUCUUACUAAAAAAUGUAAAGAAUCCAUUGAACUCAUCUUUGAGUUUUGUAAAAAAAAAUCUUAUAGAAAGGCUACUUUAAGAAACCAACAUUGUAAAUUUAACUUAAGCCGAUAGCCCUGGCAGCUAGGGCUUUACUAAAUAUAACUUUAAUCAAUUGUAAUUAAUUUUAAUAAAGAAAUAAUACUUUUUACUUUAAAUCCUUAAUUUUUUAGU